CAGGGCUCACAACUGUCUGCUGCGCCCGGAAAACAAGCCGAGGCUCUGGGGACCCGGGGCUCAGGCCGCCUCGCUCUGGCCUAGCCCCUCCACCUUAGUUGUAUCAUCCCCCGGGCAUGCUGAGCAUCCCCCCGCGGCUCCUGCACAGACGCGCGGGCCUCAGGUCUCUGCCUCCGCGCGGGGGCCCGGCCGUGUGGCCGGAGGGAGCGGCCGGAUGGAGCGGAGGAUGAAAGGCGGAUACUUGGACCAGCGAGUGCCCUACACCUUCUGCAGCCAGAAAUCUCCCGGAAAUGGGAGCUUGGGCGAAGCGCUGAUGGUCCCGCAGGGGAAGCUCAUGGACCCGGGCUCCCUGCCGCCUUCCGACUCCGAAGAUCUCUUCCAGGAUCUCAGUCACUUCCAAGAGACGUGGCUCGCUGAAGCUCAGGUACCAGACAGUGAUGAACAGUUCGUUCCUGAUUUCCAUUCAGAAAACUUAGCUUUCCAUAGCCCCACCACCAGGAUCAAGAAGGAACCCCAGAGGUCCCCGCACAGAACCCGCCCUGUCCUGCAGCAGGAAGCCACCACUCCCCUACCACCAUGGAGAGCAGUGCCUUUAAUUCCAGGUGAGCCCUGA
This is a messenger RNA of Peromyscus californicus insignis, 613 nucleotides long. RefSeq names its product ETS translocation variant 4-like. The coding region runs from base 215 to 613 and encodes 132 amino acids. The transcript has 6 exons. The record is from RefSeq and is a predicted model, not a curated record. Lineage: Eukaryota; Metazoa; Chordata; Mammalia; Rodentia; Cricetidae. Gene Ontology annotation, molecular function: DNA-binding transcription factor activity. Gene Ontology annotation, cellular component: nucleus. Gene Ontology annotation, biological process: regulation of DNA-templated transcription.